Symbiodinium natans is the source of this 1119-nucleotide messenger RNA. The record is from the annotation of a GenBank genome assembly. NCBI's taxonomy places the organism in Eukaryota, Dinophyceae, Suessiales, Symbiodiniaceae.
AUGGCAGAUGAGAAGGAGGCGCCAUCCCCGUCGUCGAACCCCCGGCUGCUGCAGUCCGUCGUGGUGAUCAAUGCUCGCGGCACGCGGAUUACGACCACGGGCGCCACGCUGGGGCGGCUUGCUCUGCCCGGCACCUUCUUCGGCUCCUUCGAUUGGGGCGCGCAGGAGCCGGAAGAGAUAUUUCUGGAUCACGAUCCUGCAGCGGUGGCGGCAGUGUUGACAUCCUUCGCCAACGUUCGCUUUGGCAUGCCUGAAGCCCUUGGGGCGAUCCGACACGCAUCGACGCAGUGUGCGUACGCCUUGCGGCCUCUCCUGCACUUCUUGGGCCUGGAGUGGCUGAACGGCCAGCACUUCGCCUCUUGCUUCGACGACGCCCAGACGUGCGCAGCGUGCAAGUGCGGGGAGGAACUCGCGCGCGACUGCUGGAGCCUCUGCCCCGGGGACCUCUUGCAGCACCUCGUCGAGGUCUCUGGAAAGAGCUCUUGGACGCAGCUCCCGGAGCUCGCGCUGCUGGACGAGCAGGUGGAACUCUACGGCGUGGGAGACGAAGCCUUCCUCCUGGAGCAAGGCGGGUUCGUGCCGAUGGGCGAAGCCCGAUGUUGGGACGUACCAGGGGAAGGCGACGGCCAGUGGUUUGCGGCCCCUCAGACAAGGAUCCUUGUGGAUCUGGGGGCAUCACGCGCUGUGUGGCCCACAGGUCUCAAGAUGACCCUGCUGGUGCCCGACCUGCUUCCCACCACUGAUGCCUUCAUCCUAGACAUUCGCUUGGAUGCGGUGUCCGAGUUCCAGGAGCCACCGCAGCUCUUGGCCUCCGCGAUCUUCCGGAUCCGCGGAAGAGAGUCCGCCGCCAACAGCACCUUCCUGGUGGACCUGCCGGUGGCCAGCCACCGCCAGGGCGCCUUCCGCAUGCUGCGGUUGAGCACCACGCUGCAGGACAGGCGCUUGGGCUGCGUGUCGCUUCAGAUCUACGGCGAUCUGUUCCAGAAUCUCCCGUCCGAGCUGCGCGCUUUCCCGCGGGACACGUUCGUCUUCUCGUCCGAGUACAGCAAAUACGAGCGAGUGAGCAAGGGCAAGACGCCCUACCAUGGAAGCGCCGGCUUCUACCAGGAGUGGAUCUAA